This is a messenger RNA of Daucus carota subsp. sativus, 1722 nucleotides long. RefSeq names its product beta-glucuronosyltransferase GlcAT14B. The record is from RefSeq and is a predicted model, not a curated record. Gene Ontology annotation, cellular component: membrane. The transcript has 4 exons. NCBI's taxonomy places the organism in Eukaryota, Viridiplantae, Streptophyta, Magnoliopsida, Apiales, Apiaceae. Gene Ontology annotation, molecular function: glucuronosyltransferase activity. Bases 158 to 1420 code for a protein of 420 amino acids.
CAUUAAGAUGAAGAUAAAAGUUUUCAACACCCAUGGAGUGUAUUACAGCCAAGUUAAUACACACUCAUUCCCCAGUAUUUAACAUAACUCACAUCAAGAUUUUCAGACAGAAAGAGCUAGACAAUCUGCUAGAACUCGAGUCUGCAGAUUGAGUUUGAUGAAGAAGGUUUCUAUGCCACAGACAGUUCAAAACAAAUGGAUAAUAGCAUUAGCCACUGCAUGUGUUAUUCUUUCUCUAUCCCUUGUUUUCCUGAUCACUCUUGGUACUUCAGCCAACUCAAUGCUUCUCGUCCCUCUCCACCGUUAUGCAGCCGCCACUUCCUCCCUAUUCGUCGCAUCCAAGGUCCAGCCUGUCACUGCCCCUCCACCUCCGCGCCUGGCUUACCUCAUCUCUGGCUCAAGAGGGGAGCACAAAAUGGUCCGUCGUGCCCUUCUGGCUCUGUACCAUCCCUAUAACCAGUACGUCGUUCAUCUGGAUGCUGAAUCGUCCGCUGAUGAGCGUUUGGAUUUGUUUAAUUUUGUUAAAAACUGCUCCACAUUUGUCCAAUUUGGCAAUGUACGGAUGAUCACAAAGGCCAAUCUGGUCACGUAUAGGGGUCCAACUAUGGUGUCUAAUACACUUCAUGCUGCAGCGGUUCUGUUAAAAGAUGGGGGAGAGUGGGAUUGGUUUAUUAAUCUCAGUGCUUCUGAUUAUCCCCUCGUUACUCAAGAUGAUCUUCUUGACGCGUUUUCAAAUCUACCACGGGACUUGAAUUUCAUUGAAAAUACCAGUAAACUCGGGUGGAAAGUGGAUGGGAGAGCGAAGCCAAUAAUCGUCGAUCCGGGCUUGUAUUUGACAACAAAGAGUGAUGUCUUCUUGGUGACACAGCCUAGACGUGUGCCCACAGCAUUCAAGCUCUUUACAGGAUCUGCCUGGAUGGCGCUUUCUAGGCCUUUUGUGAACUACUGCAUAUGGGGAUGGGACAAUUUGCCUAGAACGGUUCUCAUGUACUACACAAAUUUUGUGUCCUCCCCGGAAAGCUAUUUCCAAACUGUCAUCUGCAAUGCUCCUGAAUUUAGGAACACUACAUUGAACAGUGAUCUGCACUUCAUACCGUGGGACGAUCCCCCACUGCAGCAUCCUAAGCACAUCACUGUUGAUGACAUGGGAAAGAUGAUCGACAGUAAUGCACCAUUCGCGAGAAAGUUCCAUAAUGAUGAUCCCGUGCUGGAUAAGAUUGAUUCUGAACUAUUGUUUCGAGGUCAGGGCAGGAUAGUUCCUGGUGGGUGGUGCAUAGGAAGUCGGGAAAAUGGCUCUGAUCCCUGUUCUGUUGCGGGUAAUAUAACAUUUUUCAAGCCCACCUCUGGAGCAAAAAGACUGAAAACUUUGAUCAGCUCACUCAUGUCAGAUGAUAAAUUUCGACCAAGACAAUGUAAAUAGCCAAAUUUGUUCCAAAAGGCGAAUAAUUCUUUUUAGUUAUAACCAUUAGUGUCAGAUAUAAGUAAUGGCCCGAGAUUAAUUCCCAUCAGACAGAACGAGAUGAAGCUGCAUAUAAGAGGUGAACCUACUGAGCUUUUUUACUCAAGUAAAUACUAUACAUGAAGAAGCUAUAGAUUACUCUAAAAUUGUCAGUUCUUUGUUCCUCUUUCGAAUGUAUGUAAAAGAAAAGCGUUAUUGGUUCGGAUCAUAUCUGAAACAGCUGAAAACUGUUACUCCUUAUACACUAAUCUAGUGAUACGUUG